AUGGCAUAUGCAAAUUCUAGUUCAGAUGUAUCUGUCUUUCACGCCAACCCAAGGAGUUUGGUUGACAAGAUUGAUCAGCUAGAACUGGAAAUUGCUACCUAUCGAUAUGAUCUCAUGGUAUUUACGGAGACUCAUUUGGACAGUUCAAUUUUGGAUAGUGAACUAUUUCCUUCAAUUUACACGGUUUUCAGGUUUGAUCUUGCUCAAAAUGGUCGACGUGGUGGUGGUAUUUUGAUAGCUGUACCACAGGCAGCCCAAGCGCACUAUGUUUGGGUUUGGGCUUCAGAGGUAUACUACUAGAAUUAUUAGUGUAUUAUCUGAUGCCAAAUAAAUGCAAAAAUCUUAAAGAUAUGAAGUCUUCUUGUUUGUCUAUCAGUACUACUAGCCUUUAAGAUAACGAAGGUCGAGAUUUCUUGCGGCCGGCCGGCCGUAGGACACAGAGUGACUAUGAACUAAAGGUAAGGGAGCUUUUUGAAUCAAUAUUUCGCGUGAUCAUGAUUUUUUUUCUUAGCGUUGUAGCUUCGAAUACAUGUGAUAAAAUUCGAACAAUAAGGGCCUGCGCGAAUCACAUGUAAUAAUGCAAGAAAUCUCGACCUUCGUUAUCUUAAAGGCUACUAGUACAGAUAAACAAACAAGAAGACUUCAUACCUUUAAGAUUUUUGCAUUUAUUUGGCAUCAGAUGAUACACUAAUAAUUCUAUUAUAUUCCAACCAAAUGACCUCUGAGGCCUAAACCCAAACAUAGUGCGCUUGGGCUGCCUGUGGCUGUACGAAACACGUUAAGAGCGUCAGUCAGACAAGACGUUAGUUUCGAUUCGGAAUUAUUAUUUGUCGAUAUUCUAUUCUCAGCGAAUAGAAAAAUCAGUUUAGGUGUCUUUUAUAGGCCGCCCAACAGUAACAUUAAUUGCCUGUUAUAUCUACAAGCGGCUCUUGAUAAUGUGCUUUCAUAA
Messenger RNA from Porites lobata, 949 nucleotides. The record is from the annotation of a GenBank genome assembly. NCBI's taxonomy places the organism in Eukaryota, Metazoa, Cnidaria, Anthozoa, Scleractinia, Poritidae.